Molecule: messenger RNA, 1192 nt
Organism: Trichomycterus rosablanca
Lineage: Eukaryota; Metazoa; Chordata; Actinopteri; Siluriformes; Trichomycteridae
Product: aldo-keto reductase family 1 member D1-like
Exons: 9
Coding region: 74-1054 (326 amino acids)
Biological process (GO): bile acid biosynthetic process
Cellular component (GO): cytosol
Molecular function (GO): aldose reductase (NADPH) activity; Delta4-3-oxosteroid 5beta-reductase activity
Source: RefSeq, a predicted model, not a curated record
AGCGGAAUGGUGUACCCUUAAAGAAGCUUUUUCUCUGUUGUUCGCCUAGCAAAUCAGAGUGACGGUUUAAACUAUGGAGCUGACAGCUGAAAAUCAAUCUGUCACCAUGAGUAAUGGUUUCAAAAUGCCUCUCAUGGGUAUAGGAACCUAUGGAGAUCCUCGGACGACUCCUAAAGGAACCACAUAUGAAGCAGUCAAGCUGGCUAUUGAGACUGGAUACCGACACAUUGAUGGAGCUUUGGUCUAUUUUAAUGAGCAUGAAGUGGGCCAAGCUAUUCGGGAUAAAAUAGCCGACGGAACGGUUAAAAGAGAAGAAAUUUUCUACUGUGGGAAGUUAUGGAAUACAUUUCACCCACCAGAGCUGGUACGACCUGCACUGGAGCGAACACUUCAAGCCCUGCAGCUGGACUACGUGGAUCUCUAUAUCAUUGAACUCCCCAUUGCUUUUAAGCCUGGAGAUACCUUCUAUCCAAAGGACGAGAAUGGAAAGCAUAUCUACCACAAGACAGACCUUUGUGCCACAUGGGAGGCAUUAGAAGCCUGUAAAGAUGCAGGGCUGGUAAAGUCUCUCGGUGUGUCAAACUUCAAUAAGAGGCAGCUGGAACUAAUCCUCAAUAAACCAGGUCUAAAGUACAAACCAGUUUCAAACCAGAUUGAAUGCCACCCCUACUUCACUCAGCCCAAAAUGAUGGAAUACUGUAAGCAGAAGGACAUUGUCAUUGUUGGAUACAGUCCCAUAGGAACCUCCAGAGACCCAUCCUGGGUGAAUUUAAAGUGUCCUCCUCUGCUGGAAGAUAAGGUUCUGGUAUCCAUUGCCAACAAGUAUAAGAAAUCCACAGCUCAGGUCGCACUAAGGUUCAAUGUACAGCGAGGUGUGGCGGUCAUUCCUAAAAGCUUUAGCUCAACCCGCAUCAAGGAGAACUUUCAGAUUUUCGACUUCACUUUGACUGAUGAUGAAAUUAAAGCGAUUGAAGGGCUUAAUAAGAACAUCAGAUUUGUGGAGCUGCUCAUGUGGAGUGAUCAUCCCGAGUACCCAUUCCAUGAUGAAUAUUAACCAGUUUAGUUUAGGGUCAAAUUCCUAAAAUAAACAAUGUAAAUGUGACCUGUAUUAAUUUAAAAUGGCUUUAUAUCUGCUGUGAUGUACCUGAUGUAUUGCUCUGUUUAAAUAAAUGAUUUCUCACAUCUCCAAGAA